Molecule: messenger RNA, 6155 nt
Organism: Rattus rattus (black rat)
Lineage: Eukaryota; Metazoa; Chordata; Mammalia; Rodentia; Muridae
Gene: Trak2
Product: trafficking kinesin protein 2
Exons: 16
Coding region: 420-3218 (932 amino acids)
Biological process (GO): neurogenesis; anterograde axonal transport of mitochondrion
Cellular component (GO): dendrite
Molecular function (GO): GABA receptor binding
Source: RefSeq, a predicted model, not a curated record
CCUUUUAGUUUCCCUAGCUGGGUGGGGGCUGCCAUUGAACCGGCGUCACUGCAGCUCCAAGGUCGCCCUGUGAUGAUGUGAGGGCGCCUACCAGUUCCUGCCACGCCCGGGGGUUAGCUGCAGCAGUGGUAGCUUCAGCUGCUGCUCUCAGGCUGCCGCAGCAUUAGGGGCUUCUUUCUGAGCGAGUGCGGGCGUUGGAGCGAGGACGCCGGGCCAUUCCCGCCAUGACUGUCCAGGGGUGGUAACCACAUGAGAGCACUUACUGCUGCAGAUGUCACCUGACUCUUCACAGAGAAUCUGUCCUAAAGAAAAUAUCUAUAUGACCACUUCCAUUUCUUUACUAAAUGGCUUAAUGGAUUUCCUUUACUCCGAUUCAUACGAAAGCUGCCCCUUUCAACCAAAGCAAGAAAGGAUUCUGCAUGAGUCAGUCCCAGAAUGCCAUUUUCAAGUCACAAACAGGUGAAGAAAACCUCAUGAGUAGCAACCAUAGAGACUCGGAGAGCAUCACUGAUGUCUGCUCCAAUGAGGAUCUCCCUGAGGUCGAGCUGGUCAACUUGCUGGAAGAGCAGCUGCCACAGUAUAAGCUAAGAGUGGACUCUCUCUUUCUCUACGAAAACCAAGACUGGUCCCAGUCAUCACACCAGCAGCAGGAUGCAUCUGAGACCCUCUCUCCAGUCCUGGCUGAGGAGACCUUCCGCUACAUGAUUCUAGGCACAGACAGAGUAGAGCAGAUGACCAAAACCUACAAUGACAUUGACAUGGUCACGCAUCUCCUGGCAGAGAGGGACCGAGAUCUAGAGCUGGCUGCUCGGAUUGGGCAAGCCCUGCUAAAGCGGAACCAUGUCUUAUCUGAGCAGAAUGAAUCUCUGGAGGAGCAGCUGGGACAAGCCUUUGAUCAAGUCAAUCAGCUGCAGCACGAGCUGUCCAAGAAAGAGGAGCUGCUCCGAAUUGUCUCCAUCGCCUCGGAGGAGAGUGAGACGGAUUCCAGCUGUUCCACACCCCUCCGGCUCAAUGAGUCCUUCAGCUUAUCUCAAGGCCUGCUGCAGCUGGACAUGAUGCACGAGAAGCUCAAGGAGCUGGAAGAAGAGAACAUGGCCCUUCGGUCCAAGGUGCACCUCGCUUUCCUUUCCUUCAGCGCUGUUUGGUCAGGUCUGGGUAACACUGAGGCUUGUCACAUCAAGACAGAAACAUUUACCUAUGAAGAGAAGGAACAAAAGCUCAUCAAUGACUGUGUUAAUGAACUUCGUGAGACCAAUGCACAGAUGUCCAGAAUGACUGAAGAGCUGUCGGGAAAGAGCGAUGAGCUGCUUCGGUACCAAGAAGAGAUCUCUUCCCUGCUGUCUCAGAUCGUAGACCUUCAGCACAAACUGAAAGAACAUGUGAUCGAGAAGGAAGAACUGAGACUUCACCUGCAGGCGUCCAAAGAUGCCCAGCGACAGCUGACGAUGGAGCUUCACGAGUUACAGGACAGAAACAUGGAGUGCCUGGGAAUGUUACAUGAGUCUCAAGAAGAAAUAAAAGAGCUUCGGAACAAAGCCGGCCCUUCCGCUCAUCUCUGCUUCUCCCAGGCUUAUGGGGUUUUUGCAGGGGAGUCACUGGCAGCUGAGAUUGAAGGGACCAUGCGUAAAAAGCUGAGUUUGGAUGAGGAAUCUGUCUUUAAACAAAAGGCCCAGCAGAAACGGGUGUUUGAUACUGUCAAGGUUGCCAACGACACACGGGGCCGCUCUGUCACAUUCCCAGUGCUGCUGCCCAUCCCAGGCUCCAACCGUUCAAGUGUUAUCAUGACAGCAAAGCCCUUUGAGUCCGGUGCUCAGCAGACAGAGGACAGGACACUCCUGAACCCAGGGAGCAGCAUAGAGGUUCCAGGGAACGCUCAUCCCAGGGACCCCCCAGGACUCCCUGAAGAUAGUGACCUGGCUACAGCAUUGCAUCGCCUUAGCCUGAGAAGACAGAACUACCUAAGUGAGAAGCAGUUCUUCGCUGAAGAAUGUGAACGGAAGCUCCAGAUUCUGGCUGAGCAGGAGGAAGAAGUUAGCAGCUGUGAGGCCCUCACGGAGAACCUUGCCUCAUUCUGCACUGACCAGUCAGAGACCACGGAGCUCGGCAGUGCCGGCUGCCUUCGAGGCUUCAUGCCAGAAAAGUUACAGAUUGUCAAGCCCCUGGAAGGAUCACAGACGCUACAUCAUUGGCAGCAGCUCGCUCAACCAAACUUGGGAACCAUCCUUGAUCCACGCCCAGGCGUCAUCACUAAAGGCUUCACACAGAUGCCCAAGGAUGCCGUCUAUCACAUCUCGGAUUUGGAGGAGGAUGAAGAAGUGGGGAUCACUUUUCAGGUUCAGCAGCCUCUUCAACUGGAGCAGAAGCCUGCACCACCUCCGCCAGUAACGGGUAUCUUCCUGCCGCCCAUGACCUCAGCAGGGGGACCAGUUUCAGUUGCAACUUCGAACCCAGGAAAGUGUCUCUCAUUCACGAACUCAACAUUCACCUUCACCACCUGCAGGAUCUUACACCCCUCUGACAUCACUCAGGUCACCCCUAGCUCUGGUUUCCCAUCACUGUCCUGUGGAAGCAGUGCGGGCAGCGCAUCCAACAUGGCUGUGAACUCUCCUGCUGCGUCCUACAGACUGAGCAUUGGUGAAUCCAUCACAAACCGGCGCGACUCCACCAUAACGUUCAGUAGCACGAGGAGCUUAGCCAAACUCCUGCAGGAGCGAGGCAUCUCCGCCAAAGUGUACCACAGCCCAGCUUCAAAAAACCCCCUUCUACAGCUUCGCCCCAAGGCCCUGGCCACCCCUUCCACACCACCAAAUUCCCCGUCACAGUCACCAUGUUCCUCCCCCGUGCCCUUUGAACCCCGUGUCCAUGUCUCUGAGAAUUUCUUGGCUUCCAGACCAGCUGAAACAUUCCUGCAAGAAAUGUAUGGCUUGAGACCUUCAAGGGCCCCUCCUGAUGUUGGCCAGCUGAAGAUGAACUUGGUGGACAGGCUGAAGAGGCUGGGAAUAGCCAGGGUGGUCAAGACCCCUGUUCCCCGGGAGAACGGGAAAAGCCGAGAGGCAGAAAUGGGUCUUCAAAAACCAGACUCUGCUGUCUAUUUAAAUUCUGGUGGCAGUUUAUUGGGUGGACUGAGGAGGAAUCAGAGUCUCCCAGUCAUGAUGGGUAGCUUUGGAGCCCCAGUUUGCACAACCUCGCCCAAAAUGGGUAUCCUGAAGGAAGACUGAGGGUCCACAUUAACUGACCUCGUAAAUAAAUUAGCACAUGAAGGAUAGAUGCACUGAGGAUUGGGAUCGGCCUAACUUGAGAGAAAAGGAAUGUUGUAGAAGGAUUGUGAAUGUGGAGAGGGCGUAGUGAGGGAUAGAGCGUUUGGAAGAGGUCUUUGAGGAUGGAGUCUAGUAACGUGGGGACUAGUGAGUAAUUUGGAGACAGAAAUGGAAGAAAGGGCUAGUUGUUCCUUUAGCUACAUUUUUCUUGCCUUGAAAACAAGUGAAUAGAAAAAUAAACCAAAUUCUAUCGAAACGUGACAGUAAUACCGAAGUGCUGGCACCUUGUCUCUAGAGAACACAAGCUGGAAGCGCCUGCCUACGAAGGAAACUGGGGCAGCCCAGGCUGUUGCUGGGAGGAGGCUGUUCCGGAGAGUUGGUGCAUGCGCAGAGUGGUGUGAGACGAGCCUGUGGGAGAUGCCUUCUCUGCUGGUCCCUGAUCAAAUGCAUCCAUCCAAUGGUGCACUCUCAGCGUUAGCAAAAUAAGGAAUUUUAUCUUGUCCUUUACAUCAGAAAUGGAGACUUUCUUAUCCGGGGACUUUGGGACACGGAGAACCCAAACACCACCCAGAUAGAUCCCUUUGUAUUUGUGAUUAUUAGAACUUCAGUUUUUUUUUAAGCUUGUAUUUUUGUACAACACAACAAAAAAAAAUAACAAUGUGAUUGGGCUUGGAGGGAUUUAAGAGGAAAAUAAGGGUAAAUUGAAAUUAAAAACUUUUUUAGACUAUUUCUUCUGGACAACAUGGUGGCCCAGGAAUGCAAACAUUAUUGCCUGUUUCUCCGUUUUCCUUGGAGGCCAGAGGGUUUAAACCAGAAGUGCAAUCAGGCAGUAGGCAGUAAAUUAUGUUGUAUAUUUAUAUAUUUAAAUUUUUAAAGAAAAGUUAGUUGUAACUAACUUUAUCCAAAGUGUGCUAUGCAUAUUUUUAAUGAAAGAUGACAUGUAUUUGCACAAAAAUUCUCAGGCACAUAAAAUUAUAAACUGGAGUAAAACCCAGGUGCUUGCUUUGAGAGUGUGUUUUGUUGGAUUUUGUUGUUUUCCUUGUAUCCACUAAAGCAUCUGCCUCUCUCUUGGUAUUUGCAAUAGAGACGGGUCUAGUUCAUGGGAGAGCUAAGCUUUCCCCUCUGUUUCUUCUUUAAGAAGCUGAAGAGCAAGUGAGGCCUGAAGCUGGCUUUCGGCAUUCAGCCCGAGCUGCAGGCCUCAGGCUGGCGAUGAGCAGAGCUGUGCUCUGAGGUGGCCACAGUCUGCCUCUGCUUUGUCUCCGCGGGGAGAUGAGGUGGGACUGCUCAUUUUGUUUGUCAAGGCAGAGAGUCUUUUACUUGGUCCUCUUGGUGCUUAACUUGGAAAUAAUUUGCUUACAAGAUAUUGUUUUCUGCCAGGGAGUUUUGUCUUCCUCUCUUGGCCUCCUCCCCAAGGAGAGAUGCACUCAAAGGGUUAGAAAAGCCAACAUCCACACAAUGUUAGGAACACAGUGGAUUUUCUAUAUUUCUAGCAUCUUUAAUAAACUUUUCUAAAUUUCUCAGAAACAAAGGGUGGAGAGAUGCCCGUCCCUUCGCCCCCUUGCCCAGUCUAGCUCCUGUCAACAGUUCAUCACACGCCUGUAUGAAGGACUCCGGGUUAGCCAGUGACCCUGUCUGAAGCAGGCAUUAACAAGAAUUCUGCUGUUUCAAUUUCCUAGAUAUUCCAACUCAUGUUUUAAAAACAGCGUUUGCAUUCCUAGUCUAUAACUGAGGACCUCCCUCGGCAGAACCUGAAAGCUGUGCCUUGGAUCCUGAAGAAAGGCUCUCCCUGUUGCCUGGACAUUCACAGCUUCUAAGGAAGGGACAGCACAGAGUAGGGAAGUGUGGGGCGGAGGGAGCAGUAGUGUUCACCAGGUUUACACAUGGUACCACUAUAGUGAACUAGAUUUUCAUGGAGUUCUGUGUUGACGAUAAUUCUGUGCUUUUGUCAGUGCCUGAGUGGCCACUGGAAGCAGAGUUGUGUCUUGGCAGCCAGAUGACACAGCUGAUUAAAGAAAGCCAGACUUGGGUUUUUGAAAAUUAAACUGAUCUUGAUGUUCUGUCAACAAAUUGUACCCAUGCAUGCUUGUCUCUAACAGUGAAUCCUGUCUUAAAACUGGGUUUUGCCGAUUUUCAGUUUUCACUAAAGUUAUUUUGGUACAGCCUGAGAACCUGUUAUGUGAGACUAUCUGCAAAAUAUGACAAGAACUAGAACCUUCCAGUGAGUUCUUUCUCCACAGGAUACUGUUCACAGUUUUUGUUUUUCAUUCAUGUCAGCUGGUGUGUGCGUUCAUGCUUGCCUGGGGAAACCCAACUGUUCUCUCCUUCAGGAGUCUCAGUGGUGAUCUCUCAGGCACUCCCACGUACCCUGCUACCCAUUCAGAGAGUCUCCUUGAGCUCAGAAUUAAAACUGCCCUGAAUUUUUGAAGACCCCAAACCUUAUGUAAAUAGCCACUGUUAAUUAAGUGGGUUUUGUUUUUUAGGCUUUUGCUUGCCCUUGGUCUGACAUAAUGAUCAGACCCUGUCAGGGUAGGAUGUCAGAGGAGGUUCACCUGAGCCUAUUGUCUGUUGAAGGCACAUUUUACACAGUAUUCCAGGUUCCUAGUGCAUCAUUAGUAGUGGGUGGUUCUCACGUGAGCUUGACCUCUGUAGCCAGGGCUGUCUGUGUGGGGCCUUCUCUGCCAUCAGGUGUGUGCUCAGUGCACUGCAGGCAUGCACACCAGUCCACUGCCACGUGUGGCCCCAGCAUGGGGUCCUGGGGGCUCCAGGAAAACACUAUCCUGUCAUAUCCGGAACUCGACUUCGUCAAUAGCUCUUUAUGCGCUUCCUUUGCUUCAUCAAUUGUAAAUCAGAUAAUAAAUUGUAAAUCAGACAAUAAACACAAGAGGCUUCUUAAAUUGU